GCAAAAAUGAAACUGACAAGCAUAAACAAAGUCAGAGAGAAAACUUCUUAAGCAUAAGCAGGAUGAAAAGAAUUGUUAUAAACAAAGAUAUACUGCAAAAAUUAUGCAAAUCUCUACCGUCACCUGGCGAAAGUUCUAGAGACAACACAGGACAAAGUUUUUUUAAAACAAAUUCAACUCCAACAGAUUUUAUAGUACAUGGGAGUGAUGGCAAAAAAGCUGUGGAAGAGUGGGAUAAAUUAUGUGCGAGUCAGACAUUGGGAUCAUCGUGCACAAUUACAAAACCAAAACAACAAAAAAACCCUAUUAUUUCAUCAGAAAAAGGUCAGACAUUGGGAUCAUCAGGUAACAUAACGAAAUCAAAAUUUCAACCGCCACAAAAACAACAACAAAAAAACACCAUCAGUUUAACAGAAAAGGGGUCUAGGUGGCAAGAGGGUGACUUACUGAUCCUGAUGAAGGAGAUAUCAGUAAGAAACCCCUUUUAAACAAAGAAAGGAUCAACGCAAAGAAGAAUGGCAUGGCA
Messenger RNA from Hydractinia symbiolongicarpus, 526 nucleotides. RefSeq lists its product as uncharacterized. Bases 63 to 488 code for a protein of 141 amino acids. The record is from RefSeq and is a predicted model, not a curated record. The transcript has 4 exons. Lineage: Eukaryota; Metazoa; Cnidaria; Hydrozoa; Anthoathecata; Hydractiniidae.